AUGCUCAGGGAACAUCCAAAUGAUCCUGAUUUUUGGAGGUAUCGUAAACGAGUAUCCGAGAUUGAAUUGCCCUCUAAAGAGCGAGCAGACCUCUGUGUUAACGCCUUUUUCCAAUGCGUCCAUCCCAACUUCACCUUGUUCCAUCGUCUUACUUACCAAACCGCUUAUGAGAAAAUGUGGCGUUGCUGGGAUGCGCAUAGAGGGAAAAAACCCAAGACUUAUGUCAAAGAAACUUCUGUAUCGGUUGGAUGGCUAUGUUGUCUAUAUAUGAUACUUAUCCUAGGAUCUCGAUCCCUUCCGCAAACUGCCGAGUCACUCGACUUUCAACGGAAAUGGUUUUCAAAAGUUGAAGAGCUCCCACCACUACUUAGUACUUCGAGUCUCCCGAAUGUACGUGCAUAUAUGCUCCUCUCGCUAUACUACCACAAUACCAACGACCGAACCGGUGCUUGGACGUUUCAUGGUGCAGCCUGUCGACUAGCUAUAGCGAUUGGAAUGCAUCGCGAGAGUUCUUCGGGAUUGUUCGAUCCGGUAGAGAGGCAACUUCGAAAGCUAGCUUGGUGGACGCUGUACGGCUACGAACAGUUUCUAUGCUGUUCAUUAGGCCGUCCUAGUGCGAUCGACGAUAGAGAAAUGGAUGUCGGAAUUCCAAAUGAUGACUAUCUAGACGCAAACCUCCUCCCUCCUCGGUAUAUCGAGCAUUCGGCUCGGUUGGAUAUGCUACUAGCUGCCGUCCGGCGCGGGAUAUUCGAUCCGGGAUUUGUCCCGGGGAAGAUGUAUACCCGAGCCCUGGAGUUCCUAGAGACUGUCUCAGGUUGGGAAGAUACACUGCCGAGAGGACUCAAACCCUCGGCGUACGAGGGCGGCUCCGACGGGAACGAUAACCAGUGGCGGAGUUCUAUAUUACUUAGCAUUCGGUAUCAUCACACUCUCUGCUUCUUAACGCGUCCGUUUCUUUUUGAGACGAUUGGAUCUGUGAACGGUGGACCCCCCCUCGGACCCGACGCUUGCAAGAUAAGAGCAUUAUGCAAAGUCUGCCUGACUGGUGCGAUGCGCUGUGGGAACUUGGUCAUCGAUUUAUGGCGCGCAGGUCACAUAAACGGGGCUACAUGGAUAGAUAUAUACUAUGCAUAUAUGUCUAGUCUAGAUAUCUCGUUAGCAUUGCUUUCCCCAGGUUCGUUAUGUCAAGAUGAGGGCCAACCAGAAAUCGCCAAGCCAGAGCUCAUAGAAAAAUAUACGAUAGAAGAAAUGAAGGACGUUGUAAGACAGCUAUGCGAGGUCAUGUCGACGAUCGAGGUAUGUGGAACAAACGCUCGGUUUGCAAAGGCAGCAUUCGAAUUUGCCAUUGCUCUCGGAAUUAUUCCCGAGGAGAGCAUUCUUUCCUUAGGCCUGUCACUCUUAGAGCUAAGGGCGAGGGAACGAGAUCAGGGACCUAAUGAGGAGAGUUUAAUUCCCAAAACGACAGAAAGGGAUCAAGAAUUUACCCACGAUAAAAAGCAAAGAGUUGAUGGUAACAGAGUCGACCAAGGCAUGACUGGAAUAUCUAACUAUUAUCCCGCAAGUGCUAUGAACUUAGACUUCCAAGGCAACAUGAGCUACCCCUUAGAUGACGCGAUGGGCGAUGUGCAAUGGGACAUGUGA
Daldinia childiae is the source of this 1641-nucleotide messenger RNA. RefSeq names its product putative transcriptional regulatory protein C3C7.04. Gene Ontology annotation, biological process: DNA-templated transcription. Gene Ontology annotation, molecular function: DNA binding; zinc ion binding. Lineage: Eukaryota; Fungi; Ascomycota; Sordariomycetes; Xylariales; Hypoxylaceae. The record is from RefSeq and is a predicted model, not a curated record. Bases 1 to 1641 code for a protein of 546 amino acids. The transcript has a single exon.